Messenger RNA from Psylliodes chrysocephalus, 2767 nucleotides. The record is from the annotation of a GenBank genome assembly. Lineage: Eukaryota; Metazoa; Arthropoda; Insecta; Coleoptera; Chrysomelidae.
CUCGGUUGGCUUUUGAAAAUUUCAGUGAUCCCAACUUAAAUUUAUUAUAUUAAUGUCAAAUGUCAUCGUUAAUGUUAUAAAUAAAUAUUGUCCAUUUUGUGUUUUUUGCUCUAGUACGUACCUCUUCUAAUAAAAAUGGAUAUAAUUGCACUGCACUUAAAAGACAUUAAAGUACCAGAUACCAGUAGUAAAGUCUACAAAGAUGAAUGCAUUUUUUCUUUUGAUAACCCAGAAACCAACACUGGAUUAUAUGUAAGUUUAACUACCUUUCUUGGGCUAGGACGAGAUCACGUUGAAAAGUACUUUGAAAAAACUUGCCAAGCUGUAUUUUUACAUAUAAGAAGAGAAAAAUAUGAGGUUUCAUCACCACAACAGGGGGAUGGACCUGAGAAAAAAAUUACUCGUUUAGCAAUAGGAGUAGCUGGAGGGUUUGAUCCAACAUCUAGUAAAAAGUAUGAAUACCAGGAUUUCUACCAAAUUGUAGUGUUACCCAACUUCACUACUUUCAAGUGGCCCAAUGAAGAAUUGCCAGAAAUAGUCAAACUAUCUGUAAAGGCCAUUAUUGAUUUACCAUCAGCUAGUAAAUUAGCAGAAAUUGAAGCCCUAAGUGGAACUUGGGACGGUGAAGUUAGAGCAGUCUCAAAGCAUGCUCAUGGUCUUAAACAACUUGACAAUGGUAUCAAAAUUCCACCAACUGGUUGGAAAUGUGAAAAAUGUGACAAGACUGAUAAUCUAUGGCUGAACCUUACUGAUGGUAGUAUUUUGUGUGGUAGAAAGUUCUAUGAUGGUUCUGGAGGUAACAACCAUGCUAUAGAGCAUUUCAAAGCUACAGGACAUCCAUUAGCUGUAAAGUUAGGAACAAUUACUAAAGAUGGGAAAGCUGAUGUGUUCAGUUAUAGUGAGGAUGAUAUGGUAGAGGAUCCAAAUCUGAUACAGCAUUUGGCUCAUUGGGGAAUCAAUAUUGCCAAUAUGGAAAAAACUGAAAAAUCAAUGUUAGAACUUGAACUAGAAUUAAACCAAAAAACCAAUGAAUGGGCAGCCUUGCAAGAAAGUGGUGGUGCUCUAAAACCCAUCUAUGGCCCUGGAUAUACAGGUUUGGUUAAUAUGGGUAAUUCGUGCUAUUUGAACAGUGUCAUGCAAAUGCUUUUUGUAAUACCUGAUUUUAUCCAUAAAUACUAUGAUGCAGGCAAUGAAUAUUUUAAAAAUGCUGGUCUAGAUGCUCCAGAUGACUUCAAUGUUCAAAUGGCCAAAUUAGCCCAUGGUCUUCUUUCUGGUAAAUACUCAGUUCCUCCUCCCUCUGGAUCUCCUGUAGAUGCCGAUCCACCUGGAAUAUGCCCUCAAAUGUUUAAAAACCUUGUUGGUCGAGGUCAUCCUGAAUUCUCUACCAAAAAACAACAGGAUGCUCAAGAGUUUUUACUUCAUAUUUUCACUCUAUUGGAGCGUUAUUCAAAGAACUCCUUUAAUCCUGGUGAUUGUUUCAAAUUUCAGGUGGAAGAAAGAUUUCAAUGUGGCUCUAGUAAAAAGGUGAAAUAUUUAACUAGAUCUGAGCUUAUAUUGUCACUUUCUAUACCAAUUGAUGCAGCAAUUAACAAGGAUGAGGUUUCUGCAUAUGAGGCAAGAAGAGCUGAGGCUGAAUCUCAUGGAAAACGUUUAGAACCUGAGUCAAUUGUAAGGCCAAAAAUUAAAUUUUUCUCAUGUCUAGAAUCUUUUACACAAUCCGAACUUAUCAACAAUUUUUAUAGUUCUGCUGUUAAGGAAAACGUAACAGCAAGGAAAACAACGAGACUUUCUUCCUUCCCUGAUUUUCUUGUUAUACAUCUCAAGAAAUUCACACUAAGGGAAGAUUGGGUACCUAUUAAAUUAGAUGUUUCUAUAGAGAUGCCUGAUAUUUUGGAUAUUUCUACACUUCGAGGGGCUGGUCCUCAACCCGGUGAAGAGUUAUUACCAGAACUAGAAGCACGACCACCAGCACCACCUAUGGACGAGGGUGUUAUUAGUCAGUUGACAGAUAUGGGUUUCCCAAUCGAAGCCUGCAAACGAGCGAUAUUCAACACUGGUAACUCAGGUCUAGAAGCGGCUACUGCAUGGAUAAUGGAACACAUCGCUGAUUCUGAUUUUACUGAUCCUUUCAUUCCUCCCGGACUCGAAACUUCUAAGUUCGAACCGAAUCCGGACGCUUUAGCCACUAUAAUUUCCAUGGGAUUUACCCCGGAUCAAGCCAAAAAAGCUUUGAAAGCUACUGAUAAUAACGUUGAACGAGCAAUGGAUUGGAUAUUUUCACAUCAGGAUGAAUUAGAUGACGUUAAAUCGCCACCAGCUCCGCAAUUCAGAGACGGGGAUGGAAAAUACAAAUUGGUGGGUUUCAUUUCCCACAUGGGUACUUCGACGAUGGUGGGCCACUACGUUGUUCAUUUAUUAAAAAAUGGUCAAUGGAUUAUAUUCAAUGAUAGUAAAGUUGCCAUGUCAGAAAAUCCUCCAAAAGACUUAGGUUAUAUGUAUUUAUAUGAAAGAGUGUAAUUGUGAUUAUUUUACAGAGUGUCCGGAAUUAAUAACAAAACGAUAAGCCUAGAUAUUUUCCACAAAAUAAGCAACAAUGAUAACCAUAGAAAUUAUAACAUGUUACGAAGAAUUAGUGGAUGUACUGUAUUUUAUUUCUAUAGAGCUUCAUAAGAUAUAUACAGUAAUUCCAGGGACUCUGUAUUGCUGGAUACAUUUACUUUUUUACAUUAAUUGUUUCUACUUGUUGAGAAUAAAAUUUAACCAACGA